UCAAAGUGGUUUUCCCCCUCCUUUCAGUACUUGCGUGGUACUGAUGAAAGCUACCUUUAAAUUUUCUUUUGCUUUUUCUAUAGCUGGUAAAUUGGUAUCCUCGUACAUGCUGUUAUUUAAUUUCUGUAGUCAAAUAUAUGCAAAGUCUUCUGUAUGUUAUGGGAAAGAAACAUUUGUUUCCUGGUCUGUCUGUUAUCCUCUCGAAGUAGAGGUCAAAUUUCUUCAACUCUGCCAACUGGGAGUAAAUGCUGUAGGAGGUAUCUGAUAGAAAAACCCCUGUUAGAGGCCUUAUUCGUAACGCACAUGUAACUGGCUUUUGACCCAGUCAGUUUUGGGGUUUUUUUAAAUACCCAAAGUAGCUUUUCUUCAUUUGUAGAACCAACCUGUGUUUACUUUGUACUAUUUUUUCGUCUGUUGUUUGUCAUAAACUUAUUCUAAAUUAACCCCUCUCCUCCACUGUGCUUUUUCUUUAGCAGGCUUUGUUCUCCUUCCAGAGCAGACCGUGCCACCAGUCCCUCUGAUUCUGCCAGAGUCCACAGACAUACGUUUGUCUAUGGCUGCGGUGUCCUACAAGAAUUUUAACUUUUUUGUUGCAUUAGCUUCUUAGGAAAGCUCAAUUGAGGAGGGGAGCAUUAGGGUUUGUAAAGAUACAGACUCAGAGGUUAGCAAUCCUGAGUUAGCUGUGCUCUUGUGUAUGGUUCAGUGGCAUGGGUGAGCUUUCUUGGUGAGAAGGUAGCGGGUUGUUUCCAGUGAAGCUGUACCUCUUCCUUACUGAGUCCUAGUUAUGUCAUGACAGACCAGUGUCAGGAGUGCUCUCCUCUAUAGGAGCACUUUGGACAUGUAAAGACUACGGUAUCGGUUGUUAGCAAUCUGGUGGAUGCUGAAAUCAAUUGGUACCUCUUAUUACUGGUCAACAAACGAUCAAGGGUUUGAUGUCAAGAACAGCCCAACAAUUGUACUAAAAUUUUGAUAAUUUGAAUGCAAUGUGUCUUUGCCUUUAGUGUAAUGAUGCCAUUUAUUUUUCAGUAAUAUACCUACUGCAAAUUCAUGUUGCAAUAUUUAAAUUUUGUACUACUAACUUAAUAAUUAAAGCAACAAAUGAAUAGUCUUAGUAGCUUGCGGAUGAGAAGAUGAUCAGAGAUCAGGGUUUGGCUUAGGGUUCCUUUCCAGCCUUUCUGGAAUUCAAGAAUUUGGGCACGUCGCCUCUUCUGUCUACUUCAGUUGGCCAGACCAUAACAUGGACAUGUUACUGCUGUGUGGCAGGAACAUACUGGCUUAAGGCAAAGGCACAGCACUGGUAUUGAAUUAAAGUGUUUGAAGCUUUAAAACACCCGGGGGCCGGCUUUGUUUAUUUCCCGUGUACUAGCACGUGGCAAAGAUGUGUAAAAAGGACUGACCAUAAAAUACUGACAAACAGUAGAGUCGCUUAAUAUCGCUUAACUCAUCUUUGUUAAAAGGCUGUCAUAAAUCCAUACGACUCCAGUUCAGCUUCAGCUUUUAGAUAUCUGUAAGAGAUGAGGAGAUGCUGGUGAGUCGCUGCGUGAGUGGUGGGAAGUAGCCGCAAGACAGCCGGGGCGGUUGUAGCGUCGCACUGUUAGUGGAAAGGAACGUUACACAGAACUCGACAAAACACCUCUCUUAUCUGCUGAGAGUAUCUGUCCUCCUGAUGUCAAGGGUUGUGCAAUGUUGGAGUGGUGUUUUGCAAGAUGAUCUGAAUCGUCCAAUGCUCUCCCUUGCUCCAGGCCCGUUGCUGCUGCCUGUUGUGCAAGAUGCUCACCGUGCUCUCCUUCUGGACCCUGACUCCGGUCUCAUUCAGCCAACUAGCCCGAUGAUAAGGUGCACAGCUUUCCCCUGGGAAGUUGAAUUACAAAAGAACUCGAUGGGUGCUAGCUGGCCCAGCAGGCUGCUGUGUCGCUGAAGUCCGUAUCUAGUUCACCCAGUCUUCCAGACCACGUGCUCCAUGCUUUGAGACCAGGAGGACCUUGGUGUUCUGAAAUGAAGAUGGAGGCAGUGGGAAAAGCAGAGGAACUUGUUGAUUCGGAAGUUCCGCCAAAGACUUCUGAAAAGCAAGAGACUGCUCCUGAUGAAGACGGACCUAUAGAACUGGAGACGCAAGCUCAGAAAGACAACGUGCCCGCUGCAGCAGACUCUGCGGUGCUCUCUUCAAUGCCUUGCUUACUGAUGGAACUGAGGCGAGACUCCUCGGAGUCUCAGCUGGCAUCAACAGAGAGCGAUAAGCCAACGGGUAGUCGAGUUUACGAGAGUGACUCUUCUAAUCAUUGCAUGCUUUCCCCUUCUUCCAGCGGGCAUUUGGCUGACUCAGAUACAUUGUCUUCCACAGAAGAGAAUGAGCCCUGUCAAGCUGAAGCUGCUGUAGAGGGAGACCCUUCUGCCGUGUCUGGGGCUGCAGUUGGGAGGAAAUCCAGGCGAUCCAGGUCCGAAAGUGAAACUUCAACGAUGGCGGCCAAGAAAAACCGACAGUCUAGUGAUAAGCAGAAUGGUCGAGUUACCAAGGUAAAAGGGCAUCGAAGCCAAAAGCACAAAGAAAGAAUCCGGCUGCUAAGGCAGAAACGGGAGGCAGCUGCUCGCAAGAAGUACAACCUGCUGCAGGACAGCAGUACCAGUGACAGUGACCUGACGUGUGACUCGAGCACGAGUUCAUCAGAUGAUGAUGAAGAGGUUUCAGGGAGCAGCAAGACAAUCACUGCAGAGAUACCAGAUGGACCUCCAGUUGUAGCUCAUUACGAUAUAUCAGACACAAAUUCAGACCCAGAAGUGGUAAAUGUGGACAAUCUGUUGGCGGCUGCAGUAGUUCAAGAGCACAAUAAUUCUUUAGGAAAUCAAGACUCGGGAUCUACCUGGAGAACCAGAGGGCUGCUAGCUGAACUGAGUGCUGAUACAGGUCAUUUGGAUCCAGGCUUCCUUGCAAGUGACAAAACCUCUUCUGGUAAUGCCCAGGUCAAUGAAGAAAUUAAUAUCGCCUCUUCUGAUAGUGAAGUAGAGAUUGUUGGCGUUCAGGAACAUGCCAGGUGUGUGCACCCCAGGGGAGGUGUGAUUCAGAGUGUGUCUUCCUGGAAGCACGGCUCAGGCUCACAGUACAUGAACACUCAGCAAACGCAAUCAUGGACAGCUGUGACCCCCCAGCAGAAUUGGUCUUCGCCCCCAGAAGUAGUAGACCUCACUUUGGAUGAGGAUACCCGACGCAAAUAUCUACUGUAAUGCAGUGUCACUGUGUUUGUGUCCCCACCCCUUCUUCCCCUUUGUGGCACAGAAGUUCAUUGUUAAAGCUUCAGCUUCAGAAGCCCUGAUCCUGGCGUUACGAAAUUCACACUCAUGAAGUUCUUCAUUUGCAUAAGAAUGUAGUAUAAUUUCAGUAUCACUUAAAAUGUUUUUGCCUUCUCGAAGGAGGAUUCCUCCCUGAAUUAAAAGCCAAUAGCUCCAAAUUUAAAACACAUCUACAGUUACUAACGUGCGUGUGUUAAUCUGAAGAAAUAACUGUGUGCAAACUCGUGUCCUCCCACCCUUUCCCACCUCUGACUUCAGAACGUUUUUAAUUUAUCAGUAUACUGAGUUUGUUAGUAGAAGUUAGUGUUUUGCUGUGUGAGCAUCAGUGAUUUUGAGAAAUGCUGUGUCCUCACUGAUUUCAGUGGAACUGGGGGUAUUCAACACUUCCAAAAAAUUGGGCCAAGAGUAUAUAUACCCAGGCUGAUUUGGUUAUGUUACCAGCAGGAGGGACUUGUCUUUAUAACAAAUGGCCCAUAACAUAUGCACUGAACAGCUUUUAAGUAAAGGAUUUUUAUUUUCAAUAUAAUUUAUAGUUUACACUCAUUUCAGUGCUGAGUCUUCUGUCUACUUGACUACUGUGUUUCACUGAUCAUUUCCCACAGCUUGUUACGGUUUAAAAUAGUAAUAGUAGCGACUUACUAGCAGCUGAUUAUUGCAAAAGCACAAGAAAAAGAAAAGUAAUAAAAAGGCCCAGCACCCCUCUCCUUUUUAAAUAUAGCUGAACUUUUUUACUUGUAUCCCUGUCUUGCCUGGAGUAGGAGAAGGAGAGAAACGGAAGAUUUUGCUUGUAGUCCUCAUUUCUACUAUUGCUUAUUUGCUUCAUUGGCCAUCUCAAAAGAACCCAAACAAACUGGCAAAGCCCCAGUCUGGCAAAGCACUUUAGCAGAUGCACAGCAUUCGGCUUGGACAGUUUGCCAAAACUCAUGGGGCCAUUCCAGCGCUUAAAACUCUGUCCUAAAAGAGGUUGCUGGAUUGGGGCUUAAGGUGGUGAUCUUCUUGGGUUUGGUUUUUUUUCUUUAAACUAGAUCUGCACAGUUUUCCUGGCUUUUGGUCAUGUCUCUUAUCCUGGUUUUGGAAUUGUUUUUAGGGUAUGAUCCAGGAAAACACUUUCUACCAGAACAUUUACCAAAUUGGGUGGUACUUACUUUAGCAGGCUGUAGUUUCUGUAGUGUAGAUGGAGAUUCCUGCCCCUCAUCUGUCAUUUUGAGCCUUUCUCAAGGCAAAAACCAAAGAUUAGACUAACAAGAUGAUAUUCACUUUAAAUGUCUAUUGUGCAAUUAAAAUGUUCCUUUGUAAUCAAAACGUUUCUAGCGGGAGUUUUGUACAGCUCUAUCAUCAGUUCUUUUGCCAUUUAAGGCUGAACAGGGGGAUUAGUCAGGACAUGGGAAGUUCGGCUUUCUUUUUGUGUUGGCUGGUUUCUAAAUAUAUUUGGCCUCCAAUAAUUUUAUCUGUGGGCAAAAUAUAUAAAAUUACCUACGCUGCCACAUAACAUAAAG
Egretta garzetta (little egret) is the source of this 4781-nucleotide messenger RNA. RefSeq names its product chromosome unknown C18orf25 homolog (gene ARK2N). The record is from RefSeq and is a predicted model, not a curated record. Bases 1996 to 3219 code for a protein of 407 amino acids. Gene Ontology annotation, molecular function: ubiquitin protein ligase activity. The transcript has 5 exons. Lineage: Eukaryota; Metazoa; Chordata; Aves; Pelecaniformes; Ardeidae. Gene Ontology annotation, biological process: ubiquitin-dependent protein catabolic process.